Fukomys damarensis (Damara mole-rat) is the source of this 6617-nucleotide messenger RNA. It is a transcript of the gene Peg3, whose product is annotated as paternally expressed 3. Gene Ontology annotation, molecular function: RNA polymerase II cis-regulatory region sequence-specific DNA binding; DNA-binding transcription factor activity, RNA polymerase II-specific. Lineage: Eukaryota; Metazoa; Chordata; Mammalia; Rodentia; Bathyergidae. The record is from RefSeq and is a predicted model, not a curated record. Gene Ontology annotation, biological process: regulation of transcription by RNA polymerase II. The transcript is spliced from 8 exons. The coding region runs from base 112 to 3984 and encodes 1290 amino acids.
GGAAGGCCGGCUGGUGGGCGGGCCAGAGAGCCGCUUUCAUUCAGUCUGCUGUCCUGCGGCUGAGGGUGGGGCCCGGCCUGUCUGCUCCGCAGCAGCAGAUCCCGCGGGGUGAUGGAUUUGGGGAGAAACUGGAGGAGUCUGGCUGUGUCUCUCUGCCGUGCCCGGCUGCCCCUGUUGGAGACGCCAGCAGGAGAAGAGGAGGGCCGAGCACGGCUGGGCCAGGGUCUGGGAACCCACUCUCUGUGGGCUGCGUUGGGCUUCAGGAGACCCCACUCAGACUCUGAGACCGCUGCCUCACCUGGUUGCAGCUCAAGCCUCGCGUGCCCGCAGAGAAGCCAGAGCACUGCAGGGAUGUGCCAGCGGGAAGACGAUGCCAGCAGCGACGUGAGCAGCGACGACGACGACGACGACGACGAUGAUGACGACGACAGGAGCCCAAAUGGAGAAGAAGCGCUGUCACCUCAGUCAGCUGGCUCCUCCAGCCGGCCGCCCCCGCCGGAUCUGUCCCUUUCUGAAACAGCACACACAAACUUUGAGUUGGACAGUGACGACGACAGGGACGGCAUGGAGCUGGAGUGGGAGGUCCAACUUCAGAAUACCCAGUUCUACCAGCACGUCAUGAGCCUCUAUGAGGACCGGAAGCCGCAGAACACAAUCCAGGACAACAUGGAGAGCUACAGGAAGCUGCUCUCCCUGGGGAUACAGCUUGCCGAAGACAGCCACCGCUCCCACAUGACACAGGGCCACUCAGCAUGGGCCCACGGAGACGCCUAUCCCAGCACCAGCCAAGGUCUCCAAAUUGUGCCUGAAGCCAUAAAGUCAGCCCCACGGCAGGGUGUCUGUGAAGACGAAUCUUCCUGUGGAAUGAUCAUGGAAAACCUCAUCAAGGACAUGUCCUGCAGCUCUGAGGCAGGAGGAGUGAGGGAGUCCAGUGAGGAGCUUCAGGAGUUCAGUGAUGACUCGAAGGACGCAUCAUGCAGCAAGACUGAAUCAGUGAUCCAGGGAAGGGGCUCUGAAGAAAACUCGCUCGGGGGAGGCUGCAGGGUCACCUCAGACCUCGUUUCCGGAAAGAAAGUCCCGGAGAGAAAGAGGCGCCAUCUUGACGCGGAUGGGGAGGAUCUCGGUCAUGAUCAUGGAGGCUGUGCCCGGAAGGAGCCCUUUGAGUGUGGUGCUGAGAUGAGGCAAGCCACGGGUGUGAGCAGCCGGGGUAGCUUCAGCUGCUCCUCCGUCUCGGAGGCACAGCCCGUGGAUUUUGGGGAGAUGCCAUAUCUGUGCGAAGAGUGUGGGAGGUCCUUUGGCGUCAUCUCAGAGUUUGUGGAGCACCAGAUCAUGCACACUAGGGAGAAUCUUUAUGAGUAUGGCGAGUCCUUCAUUCACAGUGUGUCUGUCAGUGAGGUUCAGAGGAGGGGAGGGAAGUGCUUUGAGUGUAAAGAGUGCAGGGAAAUCUUCGGUCAGAGCUCCGCCCUGGCUGAGCAUUGGAGAAUCCAUGCCAGAGAGUAUUUCAAGGAAUGCCAGGAUCAGGACAGCGAGGGAACCGAAAUGUUCAGCCCUACCUUCGGUGAGCUUCAGAAGAUGUAUGGCAAAAACAAAUUCUACGCAUGCAGGGUGUGUAAGGAAACCUUCCUUCACAGUUCGGCCCUGAUGGAGCACCAGAAAACCCAUGGUAGAGGAAACUCCGUCCAUGACAGAGGUGGCGAAUGCUGGCGUGAGCGUGAGUGCCAGUGCAGGGAAUCGCUUAUUCCCUGUCCAGCCCUCCUCGGGUCUCAGAAGAUGUGUGGCACAGAGAAAAUCUAUGAAUGUGAGGUGUGUGGAGAGUCUUUCCCUCACAGCUCACCCCUGGAAGAACAUCAGGAAAUACACAUGAGAGGAAAUCUAUUUGAAAAUAAGAGUACAGUGUGUGAGGAAACCUCUGUUGCUGGUCAGACCCUUAGAAGGUGGCAGAAAACCUGCACUCAGGAGAGGCUUUUGGACUUUAACGAUGGCAGGGAUGUGUUGGUGCAGAGCCCGGACCUCAGUGAGCAUCAGAAAAUUCAUUCUCAAAAGAUCUUCUCUGCAGGCAGGGGUUAUGAGAAACCUGCCAUUCACCCAGGGCUCUUCCUCGAGUCCCAGAAGAGCCAUACCGUCAGCAGACCGCCCGAAGAUGAAGACGAGGAGGAGGUGUUCGCCAUCGGCACCGGUGCCCAUGAAGACUGCAAGUUCCCCAAAGCAGGAAGUGUCCUUGAGAGGAAGCCAUACGAGAAGUCCGUUAUUCUCUGCCUGGCCUCUGCUGACACUCAGAAACGCUCUAGCACAGAGGGGCUCGAAACACCAAAGCUGACGGCAGCGUCUCCCCUUCAGAGCUCUGAUGUUAUUAACCGCCAGAAAGUCUGCGCCGAAGGGGACGCCUGGGAAGGAAAGGGUUAUAAGAGGCCCACUGUCCAUGGCUUGGCUGCCCCCACACCCCUGAAACGUCACAGAGGGAAUGAACAGGUUGAAUGUGGUGAGAAGGGAGAAUCCGCCAUGUAUAUAUCAGACCUCAAUAAUAAAUGGCAGAAGGUUCCCUCCAGAGAGAACCCACGUGAAGGGGAGAAUAACAGCUACAAGGGCUCCGUCAUACAGAGUGCACCCAGCGCCAAACUUAAAAGAAGUCUUGCUGGAGGGGGAGCUGGUGAAUUCAAGCAGAAUGGCAGAUUUACCGUCCUCAGCUCAAAUGUUCAUGAACGCCAGGUUUGUGCUACAAUGAAAUACACUGAGCCCAGGAGCAACGAGACCUCAGUAAUUCAUUCUCUGCCAUCUGGGGAGCUGCCAACAGCUUGCCCCAGGGAGAAGCCCUGUGCAGGUCAGGGGUGUAGAGAGCCCUUUGCUGGUAGCCCUGACCUCACUGAACACCAGAAGAUUCACAGUAGAGGGGAGCCCUCUGGAAGCAGAAGCUAUGAGCGAUCUGCCAUUCACAGCUUCUCCCCUGCUGACCCGGGGACAAGUUAUGCCCAGGAGCUCUGUGCUGAGGAGCCAGUGCACCCCAAACCUAGGGAGCUGGGGUGGGGCUGUGCCCUCAGCAUCAGCCUCGGUGCACAUCAGAUGGCUGAGGCCCAAGGGCAGCCCCAUGGCGAGUGCGGCGGGCAGGAGACCCAUGAGGCGACUGCAGCCGGGGCCCUGGAGUCGGAUGACCCCUGUCAGGACUGUGGGCGGGACUUCGCAGACGUCUCCAACCUCAUGGGGCCCUGGCACGGCCAGAAGGAUGAGUGGCUGGAGUCCGGACACCCCCCGUCCCGGGCCUCGAUUCUUACCGGGCCCUUCAGAAAACCAGUACCUUUCAUUGAAUGCAAGGACUGCGGGCAGCCCUUUGAUCCCGAUGCACUCCUCACCGGACACCACCAGUUUUAUCCCGAGGAGGCUGCCACCGCCCAGGACGCAGAAGCUGAUGUCCUCGUUCCACAAGAAGCUCUGCAGAUUCAGGGCUCAAACGCAGAUGCCGCUGAGCCAGGCAUGGAGGUGGCGGAGCCAGGGGCAGAAGCGGCUGAGGCCAGCGGCGAGGCCGAAGGGCCAGAGGAAGAGGCCGCCGAGCGGAAUGGAGAGGCCCAGCCACCCAGCGGGGAUGCAGAUGGACCAGAUGGGGCAGGGGGUGAAGACCCAGAAGAAAGCCCUGGAGAGCCGGAGGGGGACGCCGAUGAGCCUGACGGCGUGGGCAUCGAGGACCCCGAGGAAGGAGAGGACGAUCCGGAGAUCCAGGUGGAAGGGUCGUACUACAGCUGCCCCGAGUGCGCGGAGAUCUUCCUGUCCAGUGUGGCCUUCGGCGAGCACCUGCGGACCCAUGCCCGCGUGGUCAUCCUGGAGCCCGCCAACGCCCUGGGCGAGAGCUCCGGCCGCAUCGAGCGUGCCCAACAGGCCACCGAGAAGUCUUUCAGGUGUGGGGUCUGCGGCCAGCCCUCCAGCGACCGCCUGUCCCUCGCCAGACACCAGAACACACACCGGCGCGAGUGCCGAGGCUGGAGGGUCUUCACCUAGGACGCGGGCUCAGCGGGCCCCAGCGGAGGCUGGCCGGCCUGUCAGACAAGCGUGCAGACCGACCGCGCAGCCCCGACCCACGCUGGACACUCAGACCCAGUGCGGAGACCCCUUGGGUCUCAGCUCCCCGCACGGAGCACCCGUGUGCGUGUGGGAGAGCAGUAGCAUGUACACUCCCUUCGUCUGCGCGACCAGAUCGAGGGACCCUGUGAAUAUUCCGGAGCAGAGACCGCCCAGUCCACUGUAAAGGGUGCCGCUGCCAACACGUUCCACCGCAUACAGAAAGGAGCAGGCCGCAGCCAAACGGUGAGCGCGUAAGCUUGGAUCUAAUGAUGCACAGUUCGUUUACUCUGCGGAGCUACCUGACCUGGCACUGAUCUUUUUUCUUUCUUGGAGGAGGAGAGAGUAACAAAUUCAUAUAUAUUUGUAAGUGUCUUAGAUCCUGAGGAAGGUUAAUUGUGCAUUAUUCGAACCCUGUCAGUAUCUUUUUAGUAACUCUGUCUUAUUCCUGCCAGUCUUGUGAAGGUGUAGACAAAAGAUAACACACCUUUACUCUUUGCUGUUUGAAAAGACAAGUAAUUUUAGCUUUCUCCUGCAGCAGUUCUGUCUGUACCAAUGCCUUGGGACCUAACGUUUGUGUGUAAGCCUUUACAAUCUGUGGAUUGGCUUUUGUGACCCAAACUAACCUGUUGCCACAUUGUGUGUACCUUGUGGUGGUUCUCAAGCAGAAAUAUUACCAUUUGGGGUAUUUUUAAAGGUUUUUUUUUUUUUUAGCAACUCAGUGUGGGUUCAGCAGUGAAUUUGUAAAGCUUUUCCCUGUAAAUUUUAUGCCUUUGCCUUUAAAGAAUGCAUUGCAACCACCACUAGACCAGAGUUUUGCCUGGUGGAGGUUGAGAAUUAGGGGAGGCGCUCUCCUAUUCCUGUAAAUAAGGAAGCUCGCUGGUGACCUUAAGUCACUCCCUCCCAUGCUUCCUGCCUUAAGAGACAAGCAGCACCAUGGCCUGCAUCGCUUGUGUGCUGCCACAAGUCAGUUUGCUCCCUGGGUGACCAGGAGCACGUGUCCUUAAACCUUUCCAUUCCUAAACUUAAUCUACCUGUUCUUUACCUGUUGGACUUUAACCCCUUGUCUAAUCUAUAUUUUAAGCAUAUUAAAAAACAAAAAAGCUUUCUUUACAGUCAGCACAAGCUUAACAUGGACUCAGGUUCCCCAGCAGCCUUAAUUUGUUUUGUUGCCUCUGUAUCUUCUUUCCAGCCCCCUGAUUAUCUGUGAGGUGUCCAUUCGUGUCGUGCUGGUCUGAUCCCCUUUUCAUCGCAAGCUGACCCCACAGCUCAAGGUUGCCCAUGUCCUAUCCUGUGUGCCCCUGUGCGCCUUUGCCUCCCCUCCCAUGUGUAAUAGCUAUACAGUGCUAAGAAGUUUUUGGCCUCGAGUUGGCUGGGGAAAAAAAAAUUUAAAAAUCAACAAAAACUUAAAAAAAAAAGCAAAUCACUCAAUGAAGUGAGCAAAAGAUAAAGGCAGAUCAUUCAAGCAAAUAAAAUAUCUGCUGGGGGAAAGGUAUCUGAAACUUCCUCCCUAGAGCUGCAAGACUGGGGCUCCUGGGGAGCCUGCCUGGAUGCCAGAGUCCAGGGAGAGCAGGAGAACUGAGGAAGAUGCAGAAACCAGUGUGCCAAAGCAGGGAGUCCUGAUCCGUCACCAGACUAGGAGGGAAAGGAGACAGGCAGAAGGAAACACCAGAAGUAAGGCUAGGGUGGCCAUGAGUUGAGUUGAGGUGAGGUGUCCUGAGCAGUAGGAGGAAGGCGUUCUUGAUGGCACGGUAUUGGUGAAGGGCAGCUGCAUACAAAUCCCAAGGUUGGAAUGGGCAUCCAGUGAAUUGUGGGGCAGUGAGGUGCAUAAGAAGGGAACCCUUGGAGUGGGAGUCCAUGUUGAUGUGAUCCGGGCAGAUGUGAUCCGGGGAGACCAUGACUGUCGCACUGUCAAUCAUUUGGCCCUUUGUAGAAAGCAACCUGACAGAAGACAGGGUGUCUUUCCAACCUUGACUGAGUAGAAGCAAUUUAAAUGCCAAACAAUAGAGGAAUGGUCAAGCAUCCUUGGACUCAUAUGCAGCUAUUUAAAAAUGAUAAUCAUAAAGAACUACAUAGCAGUGAAGAAAUAUAUUUGCAGAAUAUUAAGUGGAGAAAGCAGGACACAAAAUUAUAUUUAUACUACAGUUAUAACUUUAAAAAUGUAUGCUUAUAGUCAAAAGCUGUUGUGUUGUCAUCGUGGGCUUAUAGUUCAGCAUUAUUAAAUUUCUUGAAUAUACAUGGUAGUGUUAAAAGUGAAUAUUCACAUUUCCACUGUGAACAUAAUUUGAACUCAUUAUCAAACACUUGGAAAAUAAAGAAAAGUGGAGGAAAAAAAUGAUAAAAUCCCCACUAUCUGAAGACAUAAAUUCUUUAGUAUCUUGUUUAUUUUUGUUUCUGUGCACAGGUUAUAAUUAUAACUAUGUCAAAAUGUGCAUUGAAGAUAAUUAUCAUAUUACUCUUGUGAAAUUAUACUGUCAUCUUCAUUUUUUUAAAUGUUCAUUAUAAUGGUGUCCUGAUAACCAAGUUUAUUAUGUGUAUCUCCUUUAAAAGUAAAUAUGUAUCGAGAGGAAAAA